Molecule: messenger RNA, 621 nt
Organism: Sparassis crispa
Lineage: Eukaryota; Fungi; Basidiomycota; Agaricomycetes; Polyporales; Sparassidaceae
Exons: 8
Coding region: 1-621 (206 amino acids)
Source: RefSeq, a predicted model, not a curated record
AUGGACGCCACAAGGCCCUCUCUUCCGUCUCUUCCAGACAGACAAACUCUCAAAAAAGCCACCACGCUACCGGUCUAUGACGCUGAGGGCAACAAGCUCAACUUUAAGAACAUUUUUCGGGAACAGAAGACAAUUCUGAUUUUCAUUCGACACUUUUUCUGUGGUAGCUGCCAGCAAUAUGUUUCACAACUUGCAUCGGUGCGAAAGGAGGCCUUGGAAUGGGCUGGUGCACGGAUAGUACUCAUCGGUUGCGGUGAUUGGCGACUCAUUGCGAACUACUGCGUGACCACUGGCUUCGAGGGCGACGUAUACGCGGAUCCCGCCCGCACGCUGUAUCAUAUUUUCGACCUUAUUCAGUCCCUCGAGCGCACACCUAGUAGGCAGACGAAGCGGAGCUACAUCACUAAGGGCUUUCUCCAAAAUGCCUUGAAGAGCAUCUGGGAUGGGCCAAUCAAAAACCCGACGCGUAUCGGCAAGCAAGGAAACAUUUCGCAGUUAGGCGGUGAUUUCAUUUUCGGACCACAAGGCGAAAAAUGUCUGUUUGCAUCGCGGAUGCAUCACACAGAGGAUCACGUGGAAGUAGCGGACCUAAUGCGUGAGGCAGGAGUCGCAUACCCAUGA